Agelaius phoeniceus (red-winged blackbird) is the source of this 1154-nucleotide messenger RNA. RefSeq names its product myelin protein P0-like. NCBI's taxonomy places the organism in Eukaryota, Metazoa, Chordata, Aves, Passeriformes, Icteridae. Gene Ontology annotation, cellular component: plasma membrane. Gene Ontology annotation, biological process: cell-cell adhesion. The record is from RefSeq and is a predicted model, not a curated record.
ACUCCGGAUUCAGACACUGAAUCAGCUGCUGCAGAACGUGCAAGACAAGCUGACCUUUCCAGGCCACUCUAGAGGGAGAUGAAGGUGUUGCUGAGCCUGGCCCUGCUGCUGACAUGGCUGGGGCGGUGCACGGGGGCUGCCGAGGUGUUCACAGAGCCCCAGCUCCGAGCUAGGGCUGGGGACUCUGUGCUGCUGCAGUGCCUCUUCCUGGACCCCGACAGCAAGGGAUGGACCCUGCACAAAGUGGACUGGCUGCACAGGGCAGGAGCUGGCACACAGGAGGAGAUGGUGUUUUUCUACUACAGCAACCACGGCGUCCCCGCGGGCCGCUUCAAGAACCGGGCGCAGUGGCGGGGGAACAUCUCCGGCUGGGACGGCUCCAUCCUGCUGCAGGACCUGCGUCUCAACGACAGCGGCACCUACGAGUGCGAGCUGCGCCUGCUGGAGACCAGCAGCGUCUUCAGGAGCCGCACGGUGCUGCUCGUCAGCCCCGCCGUACCCAGAGGUGCCGAGGAUGUGGCGCCCCCGAAGGACUCCGGGUUCUGGCCGGCCGUGGUGGGCUGUGGCUGCGUGGCCGUGGUGGUGGCGUUCCUGGCCGGGCUCUGCGUGAGGAAGAGGUUUGCAACCGUCACGGCCCUGGAGAGGAUGGGACAGAGCAGCAACAAAGGCAAAGCAGAGGAAGCAAUUUACACCUCCAUCCCUGGAGCUGAGGUGCCCAAGGCCGAGCAGGAGGCAAAGAAGAAGAAGAGAGCUGAGGACACGUACAUAACCAUGCACCCGUCUCACUGCCGGGACAACGGCGUCUACGUGGAGCUGGCCAAGAGGGCCCUCCCGUCCGAGUGGAUGGCAGAGGGGACCCAGGGGCAUGGACAGAGCCAGGAGCCCCACAGCAGGCCGCAGGAGGCUCUGCCCCAGCCCCCAGAGCUGCAGAAGUAGCUGUGCUGUGGAUGGCAGCCCCGUUCCAGGUGUGUCCGGGACACCUCUGUCCCUCUGCGGACUGAGAACUGGUGACACGUCGCUGUGUGCCCCGUGCCAGGGCACUGCCGGGGCACAGCCACCCCAGCUGUGUGCAGGGCACCAGGGGACGCCUGUCCCUGUGGCUCCUGCCCCCUGGACUCCAGAGAGUGGGCACAGCCUCACGCUCCAGCUCUGAU